CUUGACCCAUGCAAUAUCAACAAGAAAAACGCAUUUGUUGUCUGAAAAUGCAAACUGCUUGCAAAUUAUAAAAGUGCUUGAUUAUUAAAAGUGUGGGUGUGUGUAUAUGUGAGUGCUGGGCUAACAAAUGAUGCCCUAUAACAUGCGUGUCGGUGGCAGCAACGCCAUGACACGUGAGUACGCUGGCGGGAGCAUCAAUGGCAUUUUGCGCAAAACAGGAACCGCUGCAGUCGCAGCAGCAGCAUCAGCAUCAGGCGUGGGCCCAAAUGGGGCGGCGGAUGGACGGCAACCCGCCUUGGAGCUGCUCGUCUUUGGAUAUGCGUGCAAGAUAUUUCGGGAUGAUGAGAAGGCACGAGAGAUGGAUCAUGGGAAACAGCUGAUACCCUGGAUGGGCGAUGUAAAUCUCAAAAUAGACAGAUAUGACGUACGUGGAGCGUUGUGUGAACUGUCAACAUACGAAGCACCACCAGGUGGCUAUGGGAAUCGUUUGGAAUACCUCAGCGCCGAGGAGCAAAGGGCGGAGCAACUGUGCGAAGAGGAGCGUUAUCUGUUCCUCUAUAACAACGAAGAAGAGCUACGGAUGCAGCAAGAGGAGGAUCUAAAGCGUCUGCAACAGGAAACCUCCGGCGGCAAUUACAGUCAAGUGGACUUUCAUUAUGAUGGCCAGUCCGCGUCGACAUCAGCCUCGGAUGCAACGUCACCGAUACCGGUGUCAACAACACCGACCGACGAAUCCGAGCUGCCCUACACAAUGCCCAACAAUCUUCUUGUGGCGCCCAUGCCCGGCAUACAGCUGCCGGACACGAUGAAGCAGCAUGCUAUCAUUGAAAAGACUGCCCGUUUCAUUGCCACCCAGGGUGCCCAGAUGGAAAUCCUUAUCAAGGCCAAGCAGGCGAACAAUGCACAGUUUGAUUUUCUAUCGCAAGGCGGUCAACUGCAGCCAUAUUAUCGUCAUCUCUUGUCGGCCAUCAAGCAGGGCAAGUAUGCGCCGUCAAUGGAAGCAGCGACGGAUAAGGCGAACACGCCAGCGGAUGGAAACCUGUUGCCGGGCAGUCCUAAGCGGAAUCAACAGAUCAUUACCGUGCCGAUAAUCAAGUAUAAGCCGUCGGCCAAUUGCGCCUACACGCAGCUCAUCAGCAAAAUUAAAGGUGUGCCGCUGCAGGCGGUAUUGGACGACGAGGUAGCUUCGCAAAAUUCCGGGGGAACCGCCUCGCCUACACUCAGCUGCAAGUCGGAGGGACAGAGUCAAAGUAGCGUUCCUGCCGCGACCAAUGGCGAGUUUACACCUGUAUUGUUGCAGUACAAUGGCAGCACGUUUGCCCACGAGGAGGAGAACGCUAAUGAUGCACCGCCCAAGGUGGAGCUGCUGAAGAACACUAGCGCUUUGGCAUUGGCGCAAAAUUACAGCUCUGAUAGUGAUGACGAGCAGGAUGCGGAAGAUGAUAGCAACGGUCAGGGGCAACUGAAACAGCAGCCACAACAAUCGGCGUCCUCCGGGGGCAUUAGCUCUAAGCCCGCUGCGGUUUUAGCACCACCGCCUCUAUUGAACUUUCCCCUGCCCGAGGAGACGCUGCGUCAUAUCAUCGACAAGACGGCGACGUAUGUAAUCAAGAAUGGUCGCCAAUUCGAGGAAACGCUGCGUACGAAAAGCGUCGAGCGAUUCAAUUUUCUGCUUCCCGAGCACAAGUUCUAUGCCUAUUACAUGUACAAAAUAACCGGUGAUGUGGAUGCCGCAUCCAAAGAGGAGAAGACUCGUAAAGCAGCAGCUGUUGCAGCUGCAUUGAUCAGCAAAAAGGGUCUUAGCUUAGGCGGCGGUGCGGCAGCAGCUGCAGCUGCUUCUGCUUCUACCUUAACUGCUGCUGCUUCCACCUCCACGUCCAGCUCGAGUGAAAAGUCUCCCGUGUGCUUCUCCAUACGUGCACGCGAUGAGAAUGCGCCACUGCAACCAGCAUUGCCACAGGAUGGCAGUGAUGAUGAUGCCGAUGAUGCCAAGGCCAAAACAAAUGCGGAACAGGUGCGUUCUGGCAUGCCCGACAGCGUACAACGUGCCAUCAAGCAGGUGGAAACGCAACUGUUGGCCAGAAGUGGCAGCCAGAAGGCGGCAGGUGCAGCAGCCACAACGGCCGCAACGGCGGGAGCAACAAUGCCAUUAAAAGAACAGCGUCAGGCUGAGGAGCGUGUCAAGGACAAGCUGGCACUGAUAGCACGCGACAAGCUGAACGGAAUGAUAUCGCGGGAGAAGCAACUGCAACUGGAACGCAAGCGGAAAGCAAUGGCAUUUCUUAAUCAAAUUAAAGGUGAAAACUCAGGCAUUGGUGCAACGGCUUUGCCAGAGGCGACAGUCGCUACACAGGAUGCGAGAAGAGCGGAAUCGGAAGCGUUAGCCGCAAAUAGCAAUGGUGACUCCAAUGAUUCAGUGCGGUCCAUACCAAUCACUUACUUUGGACCUGAUGAUGAUGAAGAUGAUGAGGAUUUGAGUCAGACAGCGGGUGUGCAGCAGGCUCCCAAAGCGCAGAAUGACGACGAUGAGGAGGAUGAUGGCGAUCUUGAGAAAUAUAAUUUACUUAACGACGACAGCACCAAUACGUACACUAGCAAAGCGCCAACAGCGCCCGUCCUGCUAUCCGAUGAUGACGAUGUGCAGCUGGUUUCCACAGCAGCCCCAUUGACAUCAUCAUCAUCAUCGACCGGACGCCAUCGCACUGCUGUCCGUCGAAGUCGUAGUCCAAGUCGCAGUAGCAGUUGCUCUAUUACACAAGAUGCUUCAGUGACCUCAACCAGCAGCAAUGCAAGCGGUCGACGCAGUCGCAGCCGUAGUCGCAGUUCGCAUCGGCACCGACAGCGUCAACGGCACAAGCGCAAAUCCACCGCCAUAUCAAAGCACCGACGUCGCCGACGCAGUCGCAGCCGCAGCUCAUCACGUAGCUCUCGGCAUAAGCAACGCACUCGUAGUCGCAGUCGCAGUCGUAGCAGCAGCCAUUCAAGCUCACGUCGUCAUCGUGGCCAUCAUCGGAACGAAGAAGAGUCAUCCUCGCGUCGCAGAAAUCAUCAGCGACAUGCCAGCAAAAGGAGUCACAAGCGUCACAAGCGCCGACGACGCAGCAGCGGCGGUUCCGUUUCCCAAUAAUGACCCAGCAUUGUCUUAAGAAUUUUAGCUGUUAAGUUCAGAGAAAACGUGUAAAUUUCCCAUUUGCCUGCGCGCACUUCUCCGUCUUCUUUUAAAACGUUGAGCAAUCUUUUUGAAUGCGUCCAACCAUUUUUUUGCCAGUUAAUAAUAAAAUAUAAUAAUAAGAAAUUUUGCAUUUUGAGUUUCCUGAAAAACUAAAGGUAAAUGUUGUAGAGGUUGUUGAUAUAAAGUAC
Messenger RNA from Drosophila innubila, 3360 nucleotides. RefSeq names its product protein suppressor of white apricot (gene su(w[a])). The transcript is spliced from 7 exons. Gene Ontology annotation, molecular function: RNA binding. Gene Ontology annotation, biological process: mRNA 5'-splice site recognition; RNA processing. The record is from RefSeq and is a predicted model, not a curated record. Bases 128 to 3127 code for a protein of 999 amino acids. NCBI's taxonomy places the organism in Eukaryota, Metazoa, Arthropoda, Insecta, Diptera, Drosophilidae.